Messenger RNA from Haemonchus placei, 324 nucleotides. The record is from the annotation of a GenBank genome assembly. Lineage: Eukaryota; Metazoa; Nematoda; Chromadorea; Rhabditida; Trichostrongylidae.
GAACUCCUAUUACCUUGUGCUGCUCCUCCCGCAACAGCGUCCUCCCCACAAACGCCGAUUCCUGCACCAAAACCAGUCAGCUUUGAAGAGUUUGAAGGAAAGGGCACCGUUUUUGACGAAGUUGAAUGGAGAAGUAUAGACGACAAAUUGGCGCUCAGUCAAAUUCUUGGGAAUGUAUCGUUGCAAGCGUCAAAGUCGGUUGAUAAUGCGGUCAUGUAUGCCGGGAAUGACCAGAAACCUCCUCGUUCAUUAACAAAUGGAAGCAAAUCAGUGGCCAUUCCAGCUAUCCCACCUUAUCCUGUGCUCGAAUUCGGGGUUAGUUAA